AUGUCUGGUUUCGUAGAAGACGUGCCCUGUAUGAACUUUGAAGCCAACAUAUUUGCAAAGAGCCUGUGCCAGCACUGUUUCCGAGCCUCAGGGGCUCACCAGCAUGCUGUCCAGGAGCGUGCCGUGGAGGUCGCAGGGCGCGAUGCCGGCAGCAACGCAGACCCAAAUGGGCCCUGGGACGCCCUCCGCAUUUUAGCCCCCCAGUGCGAGGUGUACGUGUGCGUGGGGCCAGCGGAGGGGACGGAGCGCUGGCACGAGAGCAGGGGAUCUCCCCUGCUCAGCCCUGGAGCUGAGGGUGAGCACAGAGAAACCGGCACCGACCCCAGCGCCUGUGCCGAAGCCAGCUCCGCGCUUGCCAGGCCCACAAAAGCUGCCGGUCUGCAUUGCAGAGAUCUGCCCUAUCUUGACUCCCAGGACGGGGAAAUGACCCGGUUGUGGGAGAACACUUUGAGAUCGGGCAAACGGGACAUGAUGAGCUACGUGGGCCACAAAGAGGAGGUGCGGCUGCGAGCCUCGCAGGCAGACAGACCCAGGAAAUCAGAGACCCUGGAGGCAUUCCAGGCCCUGGAGGAAGGCCGCGUAGACCGGCUCGAUGGCAAGACCCCGGUGCCACCCAGCAAAGGACGCCUAGUUCGGAGGCAGUCCAGCCCCAGCCUGCCCAGGGAGCCCCAGCUGGGUGGAGGUGCGUUCCUACCGCAGAGCAGCGCCGGCUCCUCGGGAAGCCCACAGCCACUCUCGAAUGCCAGCGAGAAGCACAAGAAGCCAGAUCUCCUCAAUUUCAAGAAGGGAUGGAUGUCCAUCCUGGACGAGCCAGGAGAGUGGAAGAAGCAUUGGUUCGUGCUGACCGACUCGAGCCUGAGGUAUUACCGGGACUCGAAUGCGGAGGAGGCCGAUGACCUCGAUGGAGAAAUUGACCUCCGCUCCUGCACGGACGUGACGGAAUUUGCGGUGCAGCGCAACUACGGCUUCCAGAUACACACGAAGGAUGCUGUCUUCACCCUGUCGGCGAUGACCUCGGGCAUCCGGCGCAACUGGAUCGAGGCCCUGAGGAAGAACGUGCGCCCGGUCAGCGCUCCGGACGUCACCAAGCUCUCCGACUGCGAUAAGGAGAACUCUUUCCAUAACUGCAUCUCCCAGAAGGGCUUGCUCCGGACAGAGGAGCAGCAGCGACCAGGCUCGGGAUCCGACGGGAACUUGAAGGGCAGUCACUGGAAGGCAGACGGGCAGCGCCAUGCCUUUGACUACGUGGAGCUGUCUCCCUUGCCACGGGACCCCGGGAAUCAGGGGUGCCCGCAGAAGACGAGAGGGAGCGUGAGGAUCUCUGACCAAACUCACAAGCAUGAGGAGCUGGAGCGGGAUCUGGCCGUCCGUUCGGAGGAGAGGCGGAAAUGGUUUGAGACCCCCGACGGCAGGGUCCCAAAUAGCGAUGGCCUGGCGGGGGACUCUUCCUGCAAGGUGGGGGAGAAGGACCUCCCCGCUCCCCCGCUUUCGGAGGACCAGCGGAUUCGGCUGAAUGAGGAGAUAGAGAAGAAGUGGCUGGAGCUGGAACGUCUGCCCUUGAAGGACUCGCGGCGGGUGCCCUUGACCACGAACCAGAGCAAGGGGAGCCAUGCAGACACCAAUGAGGAACUGAAAAAAGAGGUGCAGUUGCUGCGGGCGCAGCUGGAGUCCUGCCUGGCCAGAAACGAGAGCCUUCGGGAGGCGGCGAAAUCCCAGGGAGACGGCCACGUGCCCCGGGGGUACAUCUCGCAGGAGGCCUGCGAGCGCAGCCUGGCCGAGAUGGAGUCGUCCCACCAGCAAGUGAUGGAGGAGCUCCAGAGACACCACCAGCGGGAGCUGGAGCGGCUGCGGGCCGGGGAAGGGAGCCUGAUCCCUCAUCUCCCAUUGUCCCCCUCUGCAGCCAUCGAGGCGCUGAAGAAAGCCCACCGGGAGGAGAUGAACAAGGAGUUGGGCAGAACGCGAAGCUUCCAGCAGUGCGGCUCAGUCCCAGAUGCCCUCCAGAAGCAGCACCAGUUGGAUGUGGAUUCCCUGAAGCGGGAGCUGCAGGUGCUUUCUGAACAGUACUCCCAAAAGUGCCUGGAAAUCGGGGAGCUCACCCAGAAGGCAGAGGAGCGGGAGCAGACGCUGCUGCGCUGUCAGCAGGAGGGGAAGGAGCUCCUCCGGAAAAACCAGGAGCUGCAGACCCGCCUCUCGGAUGAGGUGCUGCUGCGGGUGAAGGAGAAUGAGCUCCAGUACCUAAAAAAAGAGGUGCAGUGCCUCCGGGAGGAGAUGCAGAUGAUGCAGAAGGAUAAGAGAUUUGCCUCAGGGAAGUACCAAGACGUCUAUGCGGAGCUGAAUCACAUUAAGGUGCGCUCAGAGCGAGAGAUCGAGCAGCUGAAAGAGCACCUGCGCCUGGCCAUGGCGGCUCUGCAGGAGAAGGAGUCGCUGUGCAACAGCGUCGGCGAGUAA
Messenger RNA from Opisthocomus hoazin, 2448 nucleotides. The record is from RefSeq and is a predicted model, not a curated record. NCBI's taxonomy places the organism in Eukaryota, Metazoa, Chordata, Aves, Opisthocomiformes, Opisthocomidae.